Messenger RNA from Anthostomella pinea, 4305 nucleotides. Lineage: Eukaryota; Fungi; Ascomycota; Sordariomycetes; Xylariales; Xylariaceae. The record is from the annotation of a GenBank genome assembly.
AUGCAGUCUUUCAACAGCUAUGGAUCUGCUCCUGUUUCUGCUCCUGUUCCUGCGAAGGGCAAGGAACCUGCUAUUGCCACCUGGUCGACGCCUCCGCAACCUUCUGCGUACCCUACGAAGGAGCCGAAAUGCCGGCCUCCUCUUUCCAGUGCGACAUUUGCCAGACCUCAGACCGCGCUGAACACGUCUCCUCAGACCGCGAUGAGAACGUCUCGGUCGGCGGGGGGCGCUCCAGUUCUCGAAGGCCCCGGUCACCAGGCGGACGGCAGCAGCACGACUUGGACCUCUUCCAGUGCGGAGCAGGCGUUGCUAUCGGAAGGUGAAGGAUCGGACGAUCGGGAGCAGUUCAUGCAAGAAUACAACAGGCUUGCGAAACAGUACGGCGUUCGGCUUUCCGUGCCUGGGUACAUUCUGGCCAUAUCUUCAAGCGCAUCUAUGUCUCUUCCGGAUCGAAAGGGAAGCUGGUUUUCCAGAGUUUUACGACAUGCUUCCUCGGGGCAGCCACCGCAGUCUGCGACUGUCAAGUCACACCGGAGUCACUUGCCACAUCGGCGGAGCAUCAGCGAUGUUGCUCUGAAUCUCGUCCAUCACCAGAGAAGAGAUGGGCUGAAGGACGAAAGCCUCCCAGCUCUGGUCCGACUAUGCGGGAAGAGCCUCUUCUACCUGCCCACGGAGUAUGCCCCAUGCUCCUUGGUUCUACCCACAUGCUUCCGUGCGCUGGCGCAAGCUCUCGUACAACAGGCGGAUGCGCCCGGCAUUUUUCGCGUUCCUGGCUCGAUUCGCGUCGUCAACUCGCUGUAUGACUACUAUUGUGCCGACCGAGAUACCAACGAUAUCUCUAGCACAACUCGGUGCCCAACCCUCCCAAAGCAUAUCAGGUGUGGGGUACAUGAUGUCGCAUCAACAUUCAAAAGGUUUCUCGCUGGUUUACCUGGUGGUAUCCUAGGCUCUUUGAGCCUGUUUGAUGCUUUGGUCGCCAUCCAUAGUCAGCUGUAUGGAGAAGCAGAGUCAAACAGGACCAAGCAGACCAAGCUUCGCGCGAGGAUGAUCGCACUCGCUCUUGGCGCCGUCAAGUCUCGGUACCAAAGGGAGCUCAUAUGCGCAGUGUUUGGCCUCCUCUGUCUUGUCGGCCGAGCGGCAGAAACCGCACCUCGUGAAGACGAAGGCGGCCGCCCACUCCCGACCAGUGACCGAAUGGGAUAUAAUGCGUUGGGCAUAGUCUUCGGACCCCUUUUACUAGGUGACUUGAUCGACUCCUAUAGCAUGAAGGUGGCGGAUCCGUCGACUGGCCUGAUACUACUGCCUGCAACACCACCGAAGUUGAGAAAAGGGAAGCACAAGAAAUCCAAAUGCCGUGUCCAUAAAGCAGCCCCUUCUUUCACCGUCGACAAGAUACACGUCGCAAACAAUAUCACUGAGAUGCUCAUCACUCAUUGGCGGGAGGUUGUCAGGCACAUGCGAAGUGUAGGAUCACUGAAGAUGAGAAAGGCGACAGAUAAGGGAGACCAUCGAGGGAAUAGAGGAGUGCUCAGAUCAUCGGCCUCAGACUCAUUCGCACUACGACUGCCUCCAGACUGGGCUGAUCAUCGACCCUACGCUCGAGGCCGGGGGGAAAGCGUUUCUCCUGUAACUGUUAGCCCAACACCGACGACGAGGGCAAGGUCAUUGAAAACGGAUCGCGAGUUUGUGAAUCCUACCCUUGAGCCUCUACAUGUCAAGCGACGGCGCUCUCGGCCUUCCCGUUCUGAGUCGCCACAGACCAUUGUCAUGAAGACCUCAGCGCACGUGCUGUCGCCAACGGUGGAGGAAGGCCCAUUCGACUGCCUCGUCAAUCAUACACCACGGAGAACUGACAGCACAUCUUUUACUACAAUAUAUCAUGCAUCAGAGGACAAAGACGCGACGCUUCUUGCGUCCCAGGCCUCUAGGUCCCCUGCAGCGCAUAUGAAUCGGUCGUCGACGAAGGAGAAAAGAGCCACCAUGAUCCAAGAGGUAGAAAUACGCUACCCCUAUAAUCCCAUUGCAAACCCAGGAAAGGUGGACGUGUUGCAAUCGAAAGUCCGAGAACAGAGAACCUCGUCUUCUUCCGGAUCCGACAUCGACAUUCGUUCUCGAAUGUAUAAGCAGCCUGCAUUUUCGACAAGGGACGAGAGCUCGCCGUCGCCCACGUUCGAGGGGACGUCGAAACAUGAUACUAGGGGUGAAGAACCUAAAACCUUGAAUAUACCACACAAGGGCCCGUCAUCGUCACCGACCUUUGGGGAAAUGUCAAAGAGUUACACAGAGCAUGAAGAACCGGAAACCUCAAAUUUACCAGUCAAGGGCCCUUCCAAGGAGCAGUUGACAAGAAGAGGCUCUCCCCUUCCACCCUUGCGAGCCUCCGAAGGGCAGUACUCAACUGCGACAAGAGACCGGGGCCCGUCAUCAUCUUCCAUGUUGAAGGGAACGUCGAAACAUCAUACUGAGCAUGAAGGACCGGGAACCUCAAAUAUACCACGCAAGGGUCCUUCCAAGGAGCAGUUGACACCCAGACGCUCUCCCCUUCCAACCUUGCAAGCCUCCGAAGGGCAAGGUGAGACAAUUCCCGGCAACUCCGACCACAAGACCAGACCUUUUGACAAGUGGGUACCAAAAUGCUCUACCCUUCCAGCCUUGCAAGCACCCGAAGGGCAAAAUGAGACAAUUCUCGACGACUCCGACCACAGGGCAAGCCCCUUAGACGAGUGGGAAACUGUCACUGAGCAGAGCAAAGUCAGCACCGAGUCUCAGACCCGUCUGGCAAAUCAAAGAGGAUUGGCCCGUAGUACGGGCUACUUUUCUUCUCAGCAAAGUCAAGAGUCACUGAGCACAGCAGUCGAGAAGCCGACCACACCAGAGUGGAAACGUCAACUCGUGAAGAAGCGAAGUCAGCAAAGGCAAAAACCAGCCAUCCCUUCCCCUGAACGGAAGACCGUAUUCGAGAAGUCGUCACAAUCUAGCAUUCCGCAAUACAAUGCUUCUCCGGCCAAGGUAAAGGGGCUUUCGCCAGCCAAGAACACCCUGGAAGCUGUGGGCAGUGGGUCCAUCUCCUCCAUAUCACAGCGCUCAACUUCAAGGCCGGCUAACGGCGCAGUCAAAGCCAUGGCGGCCCUUUUCGACAAUGCUAUUAGGGAAUCGCCCCGCGCAUCGGCCACAAUGAGAACCUACAGCGGUUUGGGAGGAUCCAAUAGCAACCUCUCUCAGUAUACCAGGAGUAACUCGCCCACGAAGUCGGUCACAACGACUAUGGGUUCAAGGACCACUACCCCGGCAAGGACUUCCGGUCCGAGUAAGAUCCCAAUGAGGCGUCUAGAUAAUGCGACGCCGAGAACGGGCAUGGGGACUUCAAAUCGGAAUAAUGUUCGGCAAUCAUGUGCUCCGCCAGUCGUUCAAACACCAACACGAUUUCCUCAUGUCUCUCUGCGGCCCACGGGCUCAUUUACUGCUGCAAUGACACAGCCGCAGGGAUCGCCGAGCCAGCAAAUCCCCGAACGUGACCGAGAAACUCCAGGUCUGGGUACGAUGGUUCCUCCCCGUGAAGAGCCCCCAGUCGCGCACUUUAUUCGCCCGAAUUCUACAGUUUCCUUUCGGCUCCAGAAUGACAUUGAUGAUGAUCACCGGCCAGGUCUAGGUCCGAGGACUCAAAGCGGCAACUCGGUACUUCAUGCCCAGAUACGCACGCUCCAGAGACGUCUAGAGAAUAAAAAUGAAGAGAUAUUCACGCUGAGGCGCCAAUUAGAGACGAGCGAGAACAUGGACGUCGGAACCCUGAGCGAGCAAUUGCGACAGGCAAAGCGGGAGUGUCAGAUGUGGCGCGACAGAGCUGGAGCGGCCGAGAGGCGGAUAGCGGUCUUUGAGCGCUUCUUGGGCCGUUUCCGCGGGAUGAGAGAUGCUGCGGACCGGGAAUUUCAAGAGAGUCAGGGAGGAAUAACUGUAACUGGGGAGGAGAGUACGAGGCCGGAACAUGGCCACGGCCACGGCCACGGCCGCGCCAGGGGUUCCGGUUCCUCAUCCUGCUCGGUACACACGGAGAACCAGGAGGUACUGCGAGACCGUAUCCGGGGCAGUAUCAUCCAGCAGAGCGCCCGGAGGGGCGGUGGCUUGGAUGGUACGGAAUUCGGCGGAGACGAGGAAGUCUUUGGCAGGACUCCGGCAAUGGGGCGAUCGUCGACGACGGAUCCGGGAAGGGUGGUCUCGGGCAGGACUGUGGAGCUGUGGAACACUGCCAUGGAGCUGCUGGACUCUUACGAGGAGGAGGACAUGGACAUGCGGCGCUGGAAUUACUAA